Messenger RNA from Closterium sp. NIES-67, 3430 nucleotides. Lineage: Eukaryota; Viridiplantae; Streptophyta; Zygnematophyceae; Desmidiales; Closteriaceae. The record is from the annotation of a GenBank genome assembly.
CUCUUCCUCGCAGCAACCCCAAACAAGGAUGCUGGAAUGGACGCCGGGGGUGGCUUCGAGCCCGGUGCCAGCCCGUGUCAUGGCCUCGAGCCCGUGUCAGCCCGUGACGACUCGGAGCCAGGCCAUGAUCAAUGGGAGACCGAGGCACGCUACGCUCGCGUGGAGCCAUACGAUCAUGGCUAUGGUCUGGACCUCCCCCCCCACCGUGCUCUCCGCGUCCGCGCUCUUGCGCGCGCUGUCCCGCGCGCCUGGCGUCACCUCCCUCUCGCUGGGCAAGCGCGCGGUCGAUUUCUACAACGAUCAGUUCCUGCCUUCCCUGCGUUCCGCCUGCCCUAAGCUGACCUGCUUGAGCAUCAGCGAGCCGCGUUUCACCGGCGCACCGCCAUUCAAAAUCGGCCUCGAAUCGCUUGAGGGAUUCUUCCACGGCUCUGGGUGGCGGUUACAGGAGCUUUCGCUGUCGCAUUGCCUCGAGCUGACCGAGCUUCCUGCUGCCAUUUCGUCGCUGACGUCACUGCGCGUGCUUCUGCUGCACUCCAACGUUCUCAAUCAGCUGCCCGACGGAAUAUCCCAUCUGCCCGCGCUCCAGGAGCUGCAUCUCAACUGCCCCGCACUGCGGGAGCUGCCCGAGACCUUUGGGCAGCUGAAAUCUUUGGCGCACAUCUCCUUUUCGGAGUUCAGGGAUCUACGUCGCCUCCCGGAGUCUUUUGGCGAUCUCUCAUCGCUCAUCUCGCUCAAGAUCGACGGCUCCUGGCAUCUGAAGUUUCCAGAUAGCAUUGGCGCACUGCAGCGGCUGCAGCAGAUGCGGCGGCUGGAGCUGCGGUGCUACGAGGGCGAGUUUCCAGAAGCGUGCGAAAUUACACUGGAGCAAUGCCGCUUCUUGCGUAAUCUCCCGCCCACGUGGUUUGAAACCCUCACCCGCCUCACCAUACACCACUGCGCGAACCUAGAGCCGCUAUCAGUGGACUAUAUAGGCCAUGCUUUGGCUUUGCGCCACUUGACUAUUCAUGGGGCGCAUGGCGGCGUGGCGCUUGAGCCGCUGAGCCGGCUGACGUCCCUCGAGCGGCUCGAGGUUUCGGAUGGGAACAGCUACUUUCCUCUGGGGCGAUGUGAGGAUGUGGACUUCCCUGUGGGGUUGUUUUCCCUGCCGUCGCUUGCUUAUGUGAAACUGGGCAGGGUGAUAUGGCUGGAAAGAGGCCAACAGGAAGGACAAGAGGGCGAUGUGCGUUGGGGAUCGCAGCUGUGCUAUCCAUCUCUGGCUCUUGCUUCUCAAACCGCCGCCGCUGCCGCUGCCACUGCUGCUGCCGCCACUGCUCCUGCCGCCCCUCCUGCUGCUGCUGCUCUUGCUGGUGCUGCUGCUGCUGUUGCUGAUGCCGCUGCUGCUGCUGCUGCUGCCGCCGCCACCGCGGCUGCUGCUGCUAUCACUUAUGUCGCGGCGUGCUCGUCCCUGGGCCCCUCGUUGCAGCACCUGGAGUUUGGCACAGGCCACCAUAGCUCGAAGGACAAUUACCUUUCCGCCCGCCUCUUCUCCCUCCGCUCCCUCACACACCUCUCCAUUAGCAAACUUCAACCUUGCGCUCUCCGGCUUUGCGCCUUUGGCCUCCUCACCAACCUUCGCUCUCUCUCCCUCUCCGGCUCCUUUCUCCCCCUCCCGGACUCCCUCUCUCUCCUUGCCCCAUCGCUCCACUCACUAUCAUUGGAACACAAUGAGUGCAUCAGCAGCAGCAUCAUCCCCAGCAGCGACCCCAGCAGCGGCGGUGCAGAUAGAAAUCGCCUCGCGGUUCCCUCAUUCAUCGCCCACCUCACCUCCCUCACUGCCCUCCGCCUUACCAACAUUGACUUCCCCUCUCCCCCGCCCGACCCCGCCAUCCUAGCCUCCCUCCGCACGCUACGCAUCAGAAAGUACACUUACAUUUUAGAGAGCGAGGUCUCCCGUCCGCAAAACCAGGUUCACCGUCCGGAGAGCAUUGGCCGUCUGGCAGCAUUGGAGUGGCUAGAACUGAAUUGCAGUUGCUCCAAUGGGGCCCUUCCUGAUUCCCUGGGCGGGCUGGGCUCCCUAAAUAAACUUCAUCUCCAGUGUGGCAACUUGGAGUGGCUGCCUGAGGGGAUUCAUCAGCUGAUUUGUCUAGAAGAGCUCGAGCUUCGGGGGUGUCAUAAGAUGGAGCAUUUACAGCCAGAGUUUGGCUUUUUUGGGGCACUAAAGAAGCUGACUAUAGAGGCGUUUUCCUCUCUUCCAGAUACUCUUGGCGGCUUGUCAUUGCUGGAAGUUGCAACGUUGGCUCGUGGGACCCUCACCAGUCUGCCUCCGUCCUUCUGCCUCCUCUCUCGCCUCCACACACUCACCAUUGCACACUGCGACUAUAUGAUUACCCUACCUACUGCUUUUGGUGCUCUAUGCUCCCUCGAACGCCUCUCCUUCAUUUCAUGCCGUGACAUUCAGAGUCUCCCUGACUCCUCUCUCUCCUCCCUCAUCCACCUCGCCAUCACAGAAUGUUAUGAUUUUUCCACCCUUCCUGAAACCUUUGGCUCUCUGCCUCGAGUAGCCCGGCUAACAAUCGCCGGGUGCCACUCCUUCACCCACCUGCCCGCCUCCUUCUCCUCCCUGCCUUCCCUCCGUGUGGCCUGCUUCAAUCGCUGCAAGCACCUGCGCUCCCUCCCCCCUGACAUGGGCCUGCUGCCUCGCCUGGAAGUGCUGCAGCUGCGGGGAUGUGUGGCCCUCGAGACUCUGCCAGAUUCUCUUAGACAGGCCGGGGCGCUCAGGCAUGUGGAUGUGCAUGGGAGUGGGGUGGUGGAGGGUGGGGAGGUUGACUUGUGGGAUGGAGCACGAGUCUAUGUUGUAGGGGGGAAGAGGGAGCGGGGUUUGGGAGACAUGUCUAACAGCAGCAGCAGCAGCUUUUGAUGUGAUUGUGCUUCCCUGCUCUGAACCUCGUUUGGGACACUAGCGCCUAAGCUGGUGCUGCCGCUUUUCUUAUUUGGGUGCGGGCGCCCCCGGGGAGAUCAGAGCUGCGCCCAUCGGAGCACAUCUUUCUUCCCUGGGGCGCACUGCUCAUCCGCUACUCCAUGAACUCCUUGGUAGGCAGCAACAGCAGAGGGGGCAUGCUCUCCUUGCUCAAGUGCUCAGAGCAGCAGCGCCAUAGGAAGAGCAACAGCCUCGAGCAUUCAGACCCAUUGGGCUUUGAUGUCCAGAGGGCCUCUCCCCUCAAGCUCUACCCUUCCGGCACUUAAAUCAGUUCCGAUUCAAUCACAUCCCGUCACAGUAUUAUUUGACUUACUGCAGCGGGUUGCUUUUUGGGCAUAUCAAUUCAUCUGCUCUUACGAUCAUGUUGGGUUUAUGUCAACUCAUACAUAUGCAUAGCAUGUAUAGUUAUAGGCUAAAUGGGUUCAUGUUCUUAGAGAGUACUGUACAACACCCAACCUUGAUAUCUCACUGUAU